CAUUCCGCCUAGAGAAUACGAGAGAGAGCGGAAGAAGAGAAGAAGCUGCCGGCGACAAGGACGGAGCAGCUCGCCGGAGGGCGAAGGGGAAGGAUAAGACGAAGAAACCUGCGGUGAGCGGCGGCCGGACGGCAGCAAUCCAUCGGCGAACCCAACUCGCGGCCAAACCAGUUCGGGGUUUUGAGCUCCAAUUCCAUAAGAUGAGUGCAAUCAACAUCACAAAUGUAACCGUUUUGGCCAACCCAGCACCUUUUCUCAGCCCUUUUCAAUUCGAGAUCUCCUACGAAUGCUUAAUCCCCCUCAAAGACGAUUUGGAAUGGAAGCUCAUAUAUGUGGGAUCUGCUGAGGAUGAGACUUAUGACCAGCUUCUAGAAAGUGUGCUUGUUGGACCUGUUAAUGUCGGCAACUAUCGGUUCAUAUUUGAGGCAGAUCCUCCAGACCCGUCAAAAAUCCGUGAUGAGGAUAUUAUUGGUGUCACAGUACUGUUAUUGACAUGCUCAUAUAUGGGUCAGGAAUUUGUUCGAGUGGGAUACUAUGUUAACAAUGAUUAUGACGAUGAACAGCUGAGAGAGGAGCCUCCGCAGAAGGUGUUAAUAGAUAGGGUUCAAAGGAAUAUUCUGGCUGAUAAACCCAGAGUAACAAAGUUCCCAAUUAACUUCCAUCCUGAGAACAAUGAGCAUGGAGAGCAGCAGCCCCCUCCAACGCCUCCUUCUGAUCAUGCUGCUACAGGAACAAAUGAUCAGAAUGGAGAAGAGCCUUCAACCGUGCCUGAUCAUCUUUCAGAUGUCUAGUACCUAUAGAUCUCACUAGUAAGCUUGGUGCUCAUCAACAGCUGAUUGGAUUUUGCUAAGGCUGAUCAUAUGAAUUGUAAGGUGGCCUUGGUUUACGUGUGUUGUGUGGUCCUACCAUACCAUGUAUGGAAGCAACUCAAAGAUGUGCUGCUGACAGGUUUACAAUGGCGUAAUCAAACUCAAAAAUAGUGAUGAGGCUGCUGACAGGUUCAGGUUUUAUGUACAUCUGAAUUGUAUCAUCCUCUGAUUUUGUUUAGAGGCCUGACUUGUUUUUUUAGUUUGAACUGUGAGUUUGUUAGAGAGGACAAUUGAGUUUUCUUGGACUAAUACCAUUCAGUCUUCAAUGUAGCGUGGAGUUUUCUGGGUCUUAAAACUGUAACAACCUUCCUUAGUUCCCAAUGCAUUGCCUUUUAUGUUUGCUUUGUUGGUAUCAA
Diospyros lotus (date-plum) is the source of this 1225-nucleotide messenger RNA. RefSeq names its product probable histone chaperone ASF1A. NCBI's taxonomy places the organism in Eukaryota, Viridiplantae, Streptophyta, Magnoliopsida, Ericales, Ebenaceae. The record is from RefSeq and is a predicted model, not a curated record. Gene Ontology annotation, biological process: DNA replication-dependent chromatin assembly. Gene Ontology annotation, molecular function: histone binding. The transcript has 4 exons. Bases 201 to 791 code for a protein of 196 amino acids. Gene Ontology annotation, cellular component: nucleus.